UGGCCAGCAUACAUCCCCUGUCGUUGCGUCCCAGAAUCUCCCAUUACUGAGGAGGAAGAAGAAGAAGAAGAAGAAGAGAUUAUUCUGACCGCGACUCUGGCUUCUUCUUCUUCCUCUUCUUCAAUUAUACAGGCACGACACUCAUGGCAAGAUUCUGGCCAUCGAUACCUCUGCCAUGGCUGCUCAUUUCUGCAAUGUUCUUGGCAGCUGAUGCAACGACCUUCACGCUAGUGAACAAGUGCGAGUACACGGUAUGGCCAGGCGUCCUCGCCAACGCCGACGAGCCGCCGCUCUCCACCACCGGCUUCGCGCUCCAGAAGGGCGAGUCCCGCUCCCUCGCCGCCCCCGCCGGCUGGGGCGGCCGCUUCUGGGCCCGGACCCGCUGCGCCCAGGACCCCGCCGCCGGCGAGCUCUCCUGCCUCACCGGCGACUGCGGCUCCGGCCAGCUCGAGUGCGGCGGCCGCGGCGCCGCCCCUCCCGCGACCCUCGCCGAGUUCAAGCUCUACGGCGACGGCGGCCUCGACUUCUUCGACGUCAGCCUCGUGGACGGCUUCAACCUGCCCAUGCUGGUGGCGCCCCAGGGCGGGAAAGAAGGGCGGGGGAACUGCACGAGCGUCGGGUGCACGGGCGACCUCAACGCCGCGUGCCCCUCGGAGCUGAGGGUGGCGGCCGGGGGCGGCGGGUCGGGGGUCGCCGCCUGCAAGAGCGCGUGCGAGGCGUUCCAGCAGCCGCAGUACUGCUGCAGCGGCGCGUACGGCAGCCCCCAGGCGUGCAAGCCGACGCCGUACUCGGAGGCGUUCAAGAGCGCGUGCCCGCAGGCGUACAGCUACGCGUACGACGACGCGACGAGCACCUUCACGUGCGCCGGCGCGGAUUACGUCAUCACCUUCUGCCCGUCGCCCAACGCCAGCCAAAAGUCGACUUCUUCACAAGCCCAAACUCCAGAGGCCGCCGCUGCCGCCACAGGGGAUGCACCUCUCAUCAACAACACAAUGGUCUAUGAAGGCGUGGGGCGGAGGCGAGCCGUGCGUCGCCGUCCGCUCAUGCCCAUCUUUCGUCAGUCGGCCUGGUUGGCGUGGCAGCGUCCAUGUGGCAGUGGCGGCAACUCUUUCUGGCAUGAGGCGGGGCCCCCAAUAACCGGAGCUGACCUUUUCCACUUGGGGCCCAAGUGGGGGCGCGUGGCAGAAUCUUAUCGGACUAGGCCCACGAGCCUGUACUUUCGGGUUGGCCCAGAUGAGGUGGGUCGGAAACGACGACCUAGUGAUGGAAUAGCCUACUUGUUGAAUCUGGCGGCACUAUAGUAUAAAGUGGCACAUGGCGUCAUCAACCAUAUAUAUGCAGCGUUAGUGGUUGAAUUUUUAUUUUUAUCAUCAGUCUUUUUCUUUGGUCGGUAUUUUUUAAUAAAAAUAUUCUUAUUUUUGGUAGAAUGGUGGUUGAAUUUUAAAUGGGAAAAAAAGGGAAUAAAAGGACAAAAGGCUAUCCACGACAUAUUUCGCAAUUUUUCGUUUUUUAAAUUGCUAGGGUAAGUUAGAUUGAAUUUUUUUAUCCUGGUUUUUGGUAUAGAGGAGGGAAAUAAACUACUUAAGCCUCUCCUUUAUUUUUAUUUUUUUUUGGGGGAUAGGAUUCGUACGUCAAUAAUUAAUUGGGUUGGUGGUGGGGACGCAUGUCUUUUGUAAGGUGUGAUGUCCACAUAUGGUGCAGGCCAAUAUUAAUAUAAAAUACAUAUCUACACAUUGAUUUUCAUAUAUAUAAGUAUAAAUAUAAAUGCAAUUUCCUUUUCA
Molecule: messenger RNA, 1781 nt
Organism: Eucalyptus grandis
Lineage: Eukaryota; Viridiplantae; Streptophyta; Magnoliopsida; Myrtales; Myrtaceae
Product: thaumatin-like protein 1b
Exons: 3
Coding region: 144-1301 (385 amino acids)
Biological process (GO): defense response
Cellular component (GO): extracellular region
Source: RefSeq, a predicted model, not a curated record